Messenger RNA from Culex pipiens pallens (northern house mosquito), 2415 nucleotides. RefSeq lists its product as uncharacterized. The transcript is spliced from 3 exons. Lineage: Eukaryota; Metazoa; Arthropoda; Insecta; Diptera; Culicidae. Bases 1 to 2415 code for a protein of 804 amino acids. Gene Ontology annotation, molecular function: protein binding. The record is from RefSeq and is a predicted model, not a curated record.
AUGGAAGACUUCAACUUCGGACUGUUUGACGAUCUUCUGAAGGGGGAACCUCAUCCUUUGGAAAUCGAGGAGUUCGAAGAUGAGCAGGACUACAAGCGCAAGCUGAAGGAGAAGAAGCUGAACAUUUAUGAGCCAACGUGUGGAGAGGCGAGACUGCAUCGUGCCAUCCGAAGUGGAAAGCAGAUCGAGAUCAAUGCACUGCUGGAAUUGUAUCAAGAGGAUUACGACAAAGUGCGGGAUCAUUUAGUGUUGAAGUAUCAGUGGGAUGUUGAGGACAAGAUUUGGCUGAGGAAGACUAUUUUGGUGGCGAGCACUGAGGAGCAAUGUCAGAGUGCGAAGAACUUGGAGAAUCGACAGGUUGGUGUUGAAGAUUUGCGAAGAGCAGUUACCAUUGGCGCCCAGGAAACGUUCAUGCAGGUCGCUGCUUCUAAAGGAUCGAAACGCGUCAUCGAUCGACUGUACGAGCUUGGCGCCCCAAUUGCAAUUCCCGAACACAACCCGCUGAUCCAAGCAAUCCGCAAUUAUAGAAAAGAAAUGAACGUUGCAUCCAUGUUUGAACUUGUUCUCGAGAAGAUGAUCGACUAUCGUCGAAAAUACUACAAUGAAACCGAAGUGGAAGCGUUUCACGAAAUAUUUCGUUUGGAAAAUGAGGAAUACGAAUACACUACAAUUUUUGAAUACUUGGGAAAGCCUGGACAGAUGUGUGAAAUGGUGGAGAGAGCAAUUCAAAAGUACAACCUUAAACUUUCGCAUCGGUGGAAAAACUACGUCGUUUUGGGACGUAUGAUAGAGCGUAAGAUAGCACUAAAGUAUUGCUUCGAGGGCAUUCGGAAAGAUCCCCAGCUGUUGGGAUUGACUGAAUACGAUACCAUUACAAUUCUACACCAACUCGUAGCGGAGGGACAUCUUGAGUUUGUUCGUGAAAUGUACACCAAACAUCCCGAUGUGAUACCCUAUUUCAACACUGAACAAGCGUUUGAAGUGAUGCGAAAAGCUAUCAACGAUGAGAGUCGCGAAACGGUACAGUUUGUGCUUGAGCAACAUGGGGAGUAUUUGAAAUGUGACUUGGAUAAGUUGCGGGAUCAUGUCGUUUGCUGCCAGUAUUACACGAAUGAAUUUUAUGAGCGGCGACGUGCCAUACUCGUGGAGUUCUUCCCGGAGUAUCGAGAGAAUGUUCUGUCGUCAGUGGAGAAAGUAAGUUCAUGUGUUUGUUACGACAGUAUUACUGAUUUUGACAAGCUGCCCAAGCCGUAUUCAACAAUCAGAGGAUCAAACGGAGAGACCCUUCUCCAUUUGGCUGCAGAAAGAGACGACAAGGAACUGUUCGUUCGGAUGCUGGAAGGAGGUUGCGAGCUCGACGCGCUGGACAACGACGGAAACCACGCAGUUCAUCUGGUGAAAAGCGAAGAAAUGCUGGACUGGAUCGUUGAUCGACACCCGGAAGGUCGCAACCUUAUCCAUCGUACAAAUAAUGAUGGCUGUACGGUUUUGCACAAAGUUUGCCAGCAAUACAUGAAUGUUUGGGCACAUGUAGCAUUGCUGGAAAAGGUGAUCGCCUGCGGUGCGGACGUUAAUCAGCUGAACAAUCACGGCGAGUCAGCCGUCUUUUUCGUCAGAAACAGCCACCUGCUGGAUGUCCUUCGCAAGCAUGGAGCUCAGUUGGAUCUUGCCAAUCAAGCUGGAGAAACUGCCCUGGAACGACAUCUAGUCAACUACAACGUCUGUGUGGCAAACUCAUUACUUACCCACCUUCAUGACCGACCCUGUUUCAAGCAGCAUGCCCACAAGUAUCUCGCUCCAAUGAUGCGUUACAGCAGGGACUUUUUCAGCUUUGAUUACCAAAAAUUUCUCGAAGCUCACCCCGAAUCAGCCAGAGUCAUGUUCGAUUCCGUGUGCGGUCAUUCACGCGAGGAAGCUUCUCGACUACUUGCGAAAGCUUGCAACUGUGCCUUUAUCUACAUAUCGGAAAUGUUCCUGAGCGGCAACUACGACCUGGAUUACAACUACAAGUUUGAGUACAAUAACACGCCCUUGAUCGGUCUGCUCAACUACAUGGAACUACCAAAUUUGCACAUUGUGAAGCAGCUGCUGGAAAAGAAGGGUGUUGAUGUGCAGGUGAGAAAUGAGUGCGGUUGGGAUGCAUUGCUUACGCUGGUCAGAGGAUUUCGGUCUGCCCGGUGCCAUGGACACGGGCUUGAAACGGUGCAGUUGCUGCUGGACCAUGGAGCGUCGAUUCAUACUACAGGCGAUGACGGCAAUACGGCGUUGCAUUUGGCAUUUGCAGAUGGCGAAAUGGAACUGGUUGAGCUGUUGGUCCGGAAUGGUUCCGACUUGGGUGCUGUUAAUAACCAUGGAAAGCGGCCUUUUGAAAGAGCAUCUAUGUUGGAUCAGGAACUGUUUUAUUUUUACAGUUGA